AUGAGCUUAGCUGCCUUCGUUCCUACGAACACGCAGAAGGCGCGGAAUACUGCCGUCGCCGCAUUCAAGCGGAUGUUGGAGGAGGAGAAGGUUAGCCUUGAGUUUGUCGAGGCUAGCAUUCUCUUGGAUGCCUCCGGCAAACGUGUAGCAGCGACGAUGGACCGCUUUGGCUUCUACCUCGCAACCAACGAAGGUAAGAAAGGUAAGUUAGCCCGCAACACGUGUCCCGAGUCGGAACGGCUCGGACCGUUCCAACUCUGCGUGGGCGACGAUGAGUGCCUAAGGUCGUCCACUUGCUGUGGCCGCGGGCGAGAAGUAGUGGGCCGUGGACCGAAGGUGGAGACCCGUGGGCCGCUACCUAGAGGUAUCUUGGAGGGAUGA
This is a messenger RNA of Phytophthora sojae, 381 nucleotides long. RefSeq lists its product as hypothetical. NCBI's taxonomy places the organism in Eukaryota, Oomycota, Peronosporomycetes, Peronosporales, Peronosporaceae. The record is from RefSeq and is a predicted model, not a curated record. The coding region runs from base 1 to 381 and encodes 126 amino acids. The transcript has a single exon.